Olea europaea var. sylvestris is the source of this 1037-nucleotide messenger RNA. RefSeq names its product expansin-like B1. The coding region runs from base 99 to 842 and encodes 247 amino acids. NCBI's taxonomy places the organism in Eukaryota, Viridiplantae, Streptophyta, Magnoliopsida, Lamiales, Oleaceae. The record is from RefSeq and is a predicted model, not a curated record. The transcript is spliced from 4 exons. Gene Ontology annotation, cellular component: extracellular region.
UUAGGUUUUUCAUUCCUCAUCGACUCUUAUCUAUUCAAAAUCUAGUAUUCUGAUACUUUUUUUCUUUUCUCCUGUAAGAAUUGGAACUGUCUGAAAUUAUGGCUUGUUAUAGCCUAUUUUUCUCUUUGAUAUUGCUAUUGGCUGCAGUUUGUUAUGGCCAAGAUGCUUUUGUCUGCUCAAGAGCAACCUAUUAUGGCAGCCCCGACUGCUUUGGAACGGCGACUGGAGCUUGUGGGUUUGGAGAAUAUGGAAAGACUGUCUACAAUGGUGAAGUCACUGGAGUCUCUAGGCUUUACAGGAACGGAGCUGGUUGUGGCGCUUGUUAUCAAGUAAGGUGCAAUAUCCCAACACACUGCAGCGAGGAGGGAACACAGGUAGUGGUAACAGAUUAUGGCGAGGGAGACAGAACAGACUUCAUACUGAGUACACGUGGCUACGCAAAAUUGGCUCAACCCGGCAUGGCUGCCGAACUAUUUUCAUACGGUGUAGUUGACAUCGAAUAUAGAAGAAUUCCAUGUCAUUACCGUCAUAAUCUUUUGCUAAAAAUCCAUGAGAGUAGCAGGUACCCUCUGUACUUGGCCAUAGUGCCAUUGUACAAAGGGGGAAUUUAUGAUAUCACUGAUAUGGAAAUCUGGCAGGAUGAUUGCAAGGAAUGGAUCCCAAUGCGAAGGGCAUAUGGAACAGUAUUCGACAUCCCGAACCCACCAAGGGGGCCUCUUAUCAUCAGAUUUAGGUUUGUGGUCGAGGCCAAUGCAGAAGUGAAGUGGGUGCAAUUAGCUAGUGCCGUUCCCAGUGAUUGGAAGGCUGGAAUUGAAUAUAAUACAACGUUUCAACUUAAUUAAUUAAGCUCCACGUUACCUACCGAUGCAUAACUUCUAUAAUAUCUAUAGGCUCGACUACUUGGUAUCUAGUGUUUAUUUUCGAUGUUUGUAAUGGUGCUUCGAUUAAUGCUCUCUUAGAAUGUUUGAUGAAGUACUCUGUGCACUUUGUUUGUAACAAUAAAUAUAUAUAUAUAUAAAAAGGACUCAUGUUUAGUA